Anopheles maculipalpis is the source of this 1591-nucleotide messenger RNA. Its product is annotated as zinc finger protein 57-like. The transcript has 4 exons. Bases 11 to 1591 code for a protein of 526 amino acids. The record is from RefSeq and is a predicted model, not a curated record. Gene Ontology annotation, cellular component: nucleus. NCBI's taxonomy places the organism in Eukaryota, Metazoa, Arthropoda, Insecta, Diptera, Culicidae. Gene Ontology annotation, molecular function: zinc ion binding.
UUAGGACAUCAUGGACCAUCUGAACAACAGAAAUGCAAUCAACGAUCCCAACCAAUGCAGACUCUGCAUGCGGGUAUGUGACGACAACUUUCUCGAGUACAUCUUUACCGAUAAGGAGUACAGCAUCGCUCAUCAAAUAUUUGAAUGCACCUCGAUACGCGUAACCAAGCAAGACAAUCUGACCAAAAUAUGCAAGAACUGCGCUUCGCUGUUAUUUCUGACAACGGAAUUUCGCAACGCAUGCUUCAAAACCAAUCGCCUGUUGAUGGAAGACUUCGUCAUACUGGAGCUGGAUGAUUGGGCCUCCGAUCGUAACCAGUUGCUUUUGAGGGAGUGUGAAACUUUUAUAGUACGGCACAAGCAGCAGGUAGACUAUCUGUAUGCCAGCAUUGUCACAAACAGUGACCAUUAUCUGGAUGGAUCCCUCGCAAUUGGCACGGAACUGUUCGGCGAAGACGUACAACAGCGGCUGGAAAGAAAAGGUGGACAGGAGAAAUCGAACUUUGUGCAGCACACAAAACCCGCCGUACCGUAUGACCGUUUGCAGCCGUGCGAACCGGAUCCGGAGAUUCUGAUCGAGAUUACGAAGUUUCUCGAGGAGCAAACACCUUCCCACCAGGAUAGUCCACUCGAGCACACAAAUCCGCUUCAGAAUAGUUCGAAACCGGGCGAACAACCCAAUCGUUGCAGUCUCUGUUGCACUGUAGGUGACGCAAUUGUUGGAUUAACACAUCAGCAGCAAACCAUUGCCAGAAUGCUCAACAUCGACCAAUCAAAGCCUAAUAGACUCCGGUCGUGUAACGAGUGCUGUCUGCUGCUGGAUGCGAUCGAUGGUUUUCAAAAAACUAUCUCUAUCGCACAGGAACUAUCGCAACAGGCUCCGAGUUCUGGCGAAACGCUGAAGUUUGACAGUAUAGUAGAGUUGGGACAAUGUUUGGUAGACAAACUGAAGCACAAGCAGGACGCCUUUGCCGGGUUGCGGAACAAAUUGGCAAAGACGCGGGCAGGCUCCGACGAAACCGAACCCAAGUUGGCUAUCGUAAAAAAGUCCUCCAAACGCACGAAAGUCGCCUGCCAUAUCUGUGGCAAGCAGUACGACAGUUGGAAGCUAAAAACGCAUCUCAACGAACAUGACAAUAUUCGUCCUUAUGCUUGCGAUCAGGAAGGUUGUAGCAGCACGUUUACCGGGCUGGUGCUUCUAAAUCGACACAAAAAGUUGUGGCACACCGAUUACUUCUAUGCCGCGUGUAGUAUUUGUGGCAAGAAGUGUAAAACGCAGGGUAUCUACAAAACUCACCUAACGUACCAUGAGGAACCGAAGCUCCCUUGUACGGUUUGUGGUAAGCUGAUGCGUAACAAGCGUGCAAUAUGGAAGCACAUGAAAACGCACAGUAACGACAGGAAGCACGUGUGUGGUGUAUGCAAUAAAACGUUUACGAUUGCCUAUACGCUUCGCGUGCAUAUGCGCAUACACACAAACGACAAACCGUAUCCUUGUGCGCGAUGUGAUAAACGGUUUCAGUAUAAAUGUUUGCUGAAGAACCACUUUCAACGAUACCAUACGGAGGAUGGUUCCCUAACAAGUCUUUGA